Molecule: messenger RNA, 4901 nt
Organism: Chrysoperla carnea
Lineage: Eukaryota; Metazoa; Arthropoda; Insecta; Neuroptera; Chrysopidae
Gene: Cdep
Product: FERM, ARHGEF and pleckstrin domain-containing protein 1
Exons: 21
Coding region: 27-3368 (1113 amino acids)
Cellular component (GO): cytoskeleton
Molecular function (GO): cytoskeletal protein binding; guanyl-nucleotide exchange factor activity
Source: RefSeq, a predicted model, not a curated record
AAAACGAUGUACAUAUUUUCUUUAAAAUGUGUCGUUGUUUAUGCCAUUUAAUAUCAAGUUUACUGUCAUUUCAAUACUUUCUUGGAUGUAUAAAGGUUAGCAAAUCUCUAAUGUCGCGAAAUCGAAUGAUGGACUCACAGCGGGCAUGUUCGACGGGAGAAUUAACAACUGACGGUUGUGGUUUGGUUGGGAGUGGACGAACAAUGCAUCAUUCACAUUCUACACCAGCAGGAGUUGACGGUGGAGCUCGUACACCACCAGCAACUCCUAAAAAAGGUGGAAAAAUGCUUGCCGUACGAGUACAAAUGUUAGAUGAUUCCAUAACCAUGUUUCAAAUUCAGGCCAAAGCAUUAGGGCGAGUUUUAUUUGAUCAAGUUUGUAAGCAAUUGCAUCUAUUAGAAGCCGAUUAUUUUGGUCUCGAAUACCAAGACCUAGCUGGAACUAGGUAUUGGUUGGAUUUACAAAAACCAGUAUCUCGUCAAUUAGGAUUAUCUUUAAUUGAUCCAUUAUUACGUUUUUGUGUUAAAUUUUACACCCCGGACCCAGGCCAAUUAGAAGAAGAAUUUACACGUUAUUUAUUUUGUUUACAAAUUAAACGAGAUCUUUCUCAAGCUCAUUUACAGUGCAAUGAUAAUACAGCAGCUUUAAUGGCUAGUUAUAUAGUUCAAGCGGAAUGUGGUGAUUAUGUAGCAGAAGAUUAUCCAGAUCAUACGUACCUCUCGUCAUACAAAUUUGUCCCCCAUCAAGACCAUGAAUUAGAAUGCCGCAUUAUGGAAAAUCAUAAAAAACAUGCUGGUCAAUCACCAGCCGAAGCUGAUUUAAAUUUGUUGGAAACAGCACGUCGUUGUGAAUUAUAUGGAAUGAAAAUGCACCCAGCAAAAGAUCAUGAUGGUAUUACAUUAAAUUUAUCUGUUGCGCAUAUGGGAAUUGUUGUCUUCCAACAUUUUAGUAAAAUAAAUACGUUUUCAUGGGCUAAAAUUAGAAAAAUUUCAUUUAAACGUAAACGAUUUCUUAUUAAACUUCACCCAGAAAGUUAUGGCGUUUACAAGGAUUUAGUAGAAUUUUACUUUGAAGGACGAAAUGAAUGUAAAAAUUUCUGGAAAAAAUGUGUUGAACAUCAUGGAUUUUUCCGAUGUGCUGUGGUUAAAAAUAUUUCACGUCAUAAAACAAGAGUGAUUUCACGUGGUAGCUCUUUUAGGUAUAGCGGAAAAACUCAAAAACAAAUGGUGGAAUUCGUACGCGAUAAUUAUGUGAAACGUCAAACGUUUCAAAGGUCGGCAUCUUUCCGCCAUUCGGCGCAUUCUAGUGCUGUCAACGUGCACGCUGUAUCGGUGGGCACCAGCAUAUCUGCCCAUCCUUUGUUACCUCUCGCCGAUCCUUCACUUGCGGAGGAGCUCGACAAAGCAUCACGGAUGGAAUCAGCACGAGCGGGGCGGGGGGCUUCUCAGACGACGAGGUCAGCUUAUCGCCGCCAAGGCACAGCUACACACUCUCCACGCAGCUCUAUCACACUGGGCACACCCACCCCAGACAGUCCCACGGUAUUGGUGGAGGACACAACAGUGACGACGAGCUCGCCUUCACCUCCUCUGACGACGCAAUCGGUUUCAGUGGAAAUUUGUACGAGUACGAGCCGAGUACACGAUGCGAAAUCGAGGGGGGUAUAUCGAGACGAAGACAUCGACAACAGCACAGAGAAGCCGGAUAAAGAAAAUUUGGAAAAUGUAUCAUCACAGAAUAACAAUAAUAGUUUAUAUAAUAUUUCGUCAAAUUCAACGUCGCCAACGUCGCCUGAUUUACAGCAGCCAACAACAACGGUCCUUAAUAAUAGUGUUAAUAAUAACAUCAAUGGAAAUCAUGUCGAUGAAAAUGGAAAGAAAAAAUAUCGAUGGCCAACAGAUAAAUCAUUUUUCAUUGCAAAAGAAAUAUUAAUGACUGAAAAAAUUUAUAAAAAAGAUUUGGAUGUCAUUAAUGAGUAUUGGAGAAAUGAAUUCGGAACAGAGGAAAUGGAAGAAGUUGCUGAAUUAUUAUUAUCAUUAGUUUCUCCAUUAGCCACUGUACAUGCAGUUUUUGCUCGCGAUUUAGACUCAUGUUUACAAGGUUGGGAGAAUCAUACUUUACCUUUGGGUGAUAUUUUAUUAAAUAAUAUUCCAACAUUACUGCCGUUAUAUGAAGAAUAUUUAGAUGGUCACACAUUAGUACUAGAACAAUUGGAUAUAGCAUUUCGACGUAAUCCACGAUUCGAACAACUCUACAGAGAUUUCGAAUUACAAAAAGUUUGUUAUUUACCUUUUACAAGUUUUAUUUUAAAACCUUUACAUCGAUUGCUGCAAUAUCAGAAUUUAAUUGACCGACUAUUGGAAAGUUAUGACGAAAAUCGUUCCGAUCGUGCCAGUUGUAUUGCUGCACGUGCCGCCUUGACUCCAUUGUUGUCACCGGCAAAAGAAACUUUAAAGCAUAGUGAAAAUUUAGCAACACUACAUGAAUUACAACGUGAUAUUGUUGGAUUUGAUAUCUUAGGAACCCCAGGACGUAAUUUCUUACGACUCGGAUGUUUAUUAAAACAUUCAAGAAAAGGAUAUCAACAAAGAAUGUUCUUUUUGUUUUCAGAUAUUUUAUUGUAUACAUCGCGUGUACAAGGCGCUGCACAUUUUCGUGUACAUGGACAUAUGCCGUUACGUGGUGUGAUGAUUGACGAACCAGAAAAAGCACUUGCAAAAUAUGCUUUUACAAUUUAUGGUGGUAAUAGGGCUUUAACUGUAGCAGCUAAUUCACAAUACGAAAAAGAUUGUUGGGUGACUGAUUUACAAGAUGCUUUACAAAAAGCACGUGAUCAUACAGAUUCAAAUUUAACGUAUUUGAGUUUAAAAAGUUGUUGUUCUUCUGAUGAAAUAAUUGAUAAACAAGGAUUAGAUGGUUGCUCAUCCACUGAACGACCAAGUAUGCCCUUACAACGUAAUAAUACAACUGUACAAGUUUGUUGGCAUAGAAAUACAACAAUUAGUAUGGUUGAUCAAUUACUAUCCAUUAAGAAUCAAUUAUCUGGCUAUUUGCUACGCAAGUUUAAGAAUAGUAAUGGAUGGCAAAAAUUAUGGGUUGUAUUUACAUCAUUUUGUUUAUUCUUCUAUAAGAGUUCCACAGAAGAUUUUCCAUUAGCAUCGCUGCCAGUUUUAGGUUACACAAUUGGUACACCAUCACCAAGUGAUAAUAUUUCAAAGGAAUUUGUAUUUAAAUUACAAUAUAAAAAUCACGUAUAUUUUUUCCGUUCGGAAUCAAAUUAUACUUUCCAAAGAUGGUUAGAAGUCAUUGGUAGUGCUACCAAUCGUUCGGUUGAACAAAAUGGUAAUGAAUUGACGCAAGGAUUCUAGAUUAUACUCGUUAAACAUAUUUAUUCUUUUCUAAAAAGAAAACUCCAAUUUUUAUUUAUUUAAAAAGACGAAUUGUAUUAGUUUGUUUUAUAGAAUGUGAGUAUUACUUAGGUCCAACAAAAGGAGGCUUAUAAUUUAUAUGAUAAAGUCAUUUACUAUGAUACUUUUUUUGUAUCUAUAAGUAUAUAAAAUGUUUAUUUAUAUAAAAUUGAUUCUUUUUUUAGAUAGUAUAAAUUAUCCAAUGUAUCUGUCGCUGCCAACUAACUUAAUUAACCAUUUAAUUAAUAGGCUAGCCUUUUUACUAAACAGUGCCGUUCAACUAGCGGCCUGAAUAAUAUUCACACAUUUGAUCAAAAAAGAUCAAAUAUCUGACAUUAGAAAUUGUUUAUUUACGUAAUUUAAAAUGUAACAUAUUGUUAUUUGGUAAUCAUGUGGUCGAAUAGCGUAACUCGGUAAUAAAGUACACAUGUAAUUAAUAACGUAAGUUAAACUUCCAUGGCAUUUGGAUCCGUAAAAAACUUUGUUUCUAAAACAGGCACCUUUAUUAUUGCAACACUGAUUCACAGUAGGCUUACAACAACAUUUUUGGAAUCCCUGGUCACCAAAAAGUAAUUGACUUGCCAACAGCCUCUCUGAAAGAAAUUCGAAUAUCUGAAAUUUCGUCGCCAUAGUUUGUAUCUGAGUACUGCAACUCUUGCUGUGAAAACCUGUUUUUAAUAGUUCCAUACACAGUUCCAACUGUUUGUCAUUUUUUUGCAUAAUCGCAAUCAGACUGUGAGAAACAUCAACAAUAUUAUUGACAGUGUAUGGGUUUCAGCGGCAGGUGGCAGAAAGUGAACUAAAUUAAAUUGGCUAAAAUAGACAAGUAGUUAAAUGAUAUUGAUCCAAGUCAUUAGCCUAGCUAUUUGAUUGACUGGCUGAAUUUAGUUCAGGUCGCUAAGUGAACGGCUCCGUGAAGUAAAAAGGCUAGGCUAUUAAUUGAAUGGCUAAUUAAGUUAGUUGGCUGCGACAUAAGAUCGAGAAAAAUUAUUUGUUUUUACAAAAUAUUAUAUGUUAUUUUAGGAUAUCGCCUAAUUUUGACAUAUUAAUGAAUAUACGUAAUUAACUCCCAAACUUUAAUCAAGGUCACAAUUACACAGAGUUUUCUUAAUUAUUUUAAAAUCUGUACAUUGGAAUUAUAAAAUUAUGUUUUUUUAUAAUUUAUUACACAAAGGUUUUCUAAAUUGACACAACGUAAUACCUAUAAUUAUAUUUUAUUAUACAACCUUGAAAUAUCAUAUCCAAUAUGAAUUCAAACGUUUAGUAUAAUAAUAUGCAUGGGGGUGGGUUACUGGGCGUGGCAAGGAUUGUUAGAAAUCCCACCCAGAACUUGCACCGGCCUUAUAUACAUUUAGCGGAUUAAGUAAAUAUUUAUGAAUAUGGUUGUAAUUUUUUAAUUUUUAUGCAUAAAAUUCUGACUUGCCACUUCUGAACCUGAUCUUGAUUUCUCGAGAUAUUACGCUGUUUCAAUUUAAAUGAACCUAAUAGAGUCGU